Symbiodinium sp. CCMP2456 is the source of this 2712-nucleotide messenger RNA. Lineage: Eukaryota; Dinophyceae; Suessiales; Symbiodiniaceae. The record is from the annotation of a GenBank genome assembly.
AUGCAAAGGUGCCGAGACAAAGCGCAGUUCAAGUACAAGGAUAAGAAUGGCGAAAUCUCGUGGCACAGAUUGACGGACAUCGUUCGGGACACCAUCGUCUAUCAAAAUUUGGACGACAUGUACAAAGGUCUGCGAGCGAUCCACGAAGACAGAGAGAUGGACAUCAUCGAGUGUAACGACCGCUACAUGAACCCGCUCGACGGAGGGUAUCGUGACAUUCAGCUGAUCCUUCGCAUCGAAGGAAUGGUCUGCGAGCUGCAGCUGAACACGAAGUGGAUGCAGCACGUGAAAGAGAACGCGGGGCAUCGGGCCUUCGAGGUCUCCCGCGAGGUCAUGGCAGCUGUCGGGGAGCCGGAUGCUGUGGAGAGGUGCCGCAACAUCCUGCAGUGGGGCAAGGAGAUGCUGAACGACGACAAGAAGGGCCUCCUCCACAAGGCUGCAAAAGAGGGGAACGCACACCUGGUGAGCAUCUUCCUGGCCUUCCGCGCCGUAGGGAUCCCCUGCACGAAGCCAUGGCGCAUGGCAACGAGCGGGCGAUGUGGGCCCUUCUCUGUGCUCGCGCGGACCUCCAAGCUCGAGAUUGGGACGACGAGGCGGGGAGGGUGGGGCAAGACAUCACAGGCAGACGAGAGAUUCUUCAGCAUCUACGGAUGUCUGCUUGAGGUGCCCCUCCUGGACGGCCUGUUGAAAAAUCGGGAGGCGACGAAGGCCGCAUGCGUCGCGCGCCUCGUGUCGGUGGCCGUCCAGUGUACAGAGGGUGGUCUGGAGCAGCUGCGAGAGGCGAAGGAUGGCCUGGGUGAUGCCGUGAAAAAACGGUUGGUUAUGAGGCCGGACCUCAUCGCAGCGUGCGUCGAUGGGAACCUUCCCAAGCUCAAGCAGCUUCUGGCUGAAUGGGCCGACCCGAACAGUGCCAGCACUGCAAAAGACGGGCAUGCCCCUCUGCACGCGGUGCUGCUUCGACCGAAAGGCCUCCAGCCAGUCCACCUCGACAUCGUGAGGGCUCUGGUGGACAUGGAUGCCGACCUGACCCUCCCCACCACGAUGUCAGCUGGAGAAACCGUGCGCACCUUCACCCUGCUGCACAGUGUGCUCCACUCCAAGAGUGGCAAGGCUCUGAAGAUUCUGGCCGCUGCCGGUCUUCCGCACGAUGGGAAGCUGCUCAGCGAGGUGCUGGAUGCAGAGCGGCGGGUGGGCCUUCUGGACGAGUCCCUGGUGUCCGUGGGGGAGAUGUUGGAAAUGGGAGCCACUCCUGCCCAGAUCAAGGCCUUGCACAAGAAAGCAGGGCUGGAGACUCCGGAGGAAUUCCUCCAGCAGGUGGUAUUGAAGGGAUUUGGGCCCAAGGAACUGGGACGGCUGCUCCGAAAGGAGCCUCGCUUCCUCACGCCCACACUUCCAUUGCCAGCUUUCGAUGCCGUGAGAAAGGCUUUGCAGGAGGCCCCUGCAGAUCUUCGCAACGACCGCGACAUCAUCCUGGCCUGCAUUCGCCACGAUGCGGCGUGCUUGGUCGAUGCGCCGGAGGCCCUGCGCUCGGAGCGAUCCUUCCUGCUGGAUGCAGUGCAGCAGAAUCCCCGAGUCCUCGAGUUCGCACCGCAUUGUCGGGAGGACCGUGACUUCGUCGCCGACGCAAUGCGGCUCCAGCCGGCCGUGCUGGAGUUCGCUGGCAGCUGGCGCAGUGACCGGGAGCUCGCACUCGAGGCCGUGCAGCGGGCACCCUGGGUGCUGGAUCUGCUCGAUGACCAGCUGCAAAACGACCCGGCGUUGGCCUUUGAAGCCACGCAGGUCUUGGCGCGAUGGGGUACGCGGACCCUGGACUUCGUCCGGAUGGCUGAAUUGCGCCGCGUGUCGCAUGACUCGGAGGUGCUUUGCACCUGCGUCACCGCACACAACUGCGUGGCCGCGGGCUGCGAGGAUGGCAAUAUCGUGCUCCAUGAUCUCAGCGGCCUCAGCGAGACAGAUGAGUCACCCUGGAAGCUCCAGGGCCACAAGCUCAAUGUGAACUGCUUGUGCAUGCUCUCUGAGGCUAUUCUGGCCAGUGGGUCUGCCGACCACACGGUCCGCAUAUGGAACCUUCAUACCAAGGAGGCACUCCACGUGCUGGAAGGACACACAUACCCGGUGUUGGGACUGGUGCGGCUAAGCGCGACCCAGCCAGCGAGCGGAAGUGCUGACACGACCAUCCGCCUAUGGAGCCUCACGCAACCCGCAGACUGCCGCGUCUUUGUGGGCCACACCGGCUUUGUGCGGUGCUGUUGUCUCACCACGGCCGGCAGCCUGGUGAGUGGAAGCGAUGACGAGACCCUUCGGGUCUGGAGACCUGAGAAUGGUGAAGCGCUGCAGGUACUCCGCGGCCACACAGGUAGGGUGUUCUGCCUCUGCCAGUCGUCUGCUGAGCUCCUGGCAAGCUGCAGCGAUGACAAAACUGUGCGUCUGUGGCACCUCACGACUUGGACAGCCAUGAGGGUCCUCGAAGGCCUCACGACCGCUGCUUUGUCGCUUUGCCUCUUGGCACCGAGCCACCUUGCAGCAGGCGACAGGACUGGCAGACUUCUCGUCUGGUCAGUGACGAGUGGAGAGAUGGUCCACGAGAUCCAAAAUGCCCACAGCAAAGAGAUCGGAGCCCUGAUGAUGACGAAGGUGGAUGGAGAGCACAUGCUGUGCAGCGGCUGUCUCGACUCGACCCUGAAGCUCUGGCAGCUGCAGGCAAGGCCCUGA